Scleropages formosus (Asian bonytongue) is the source of this 2604-nucleotide messenger RNA. It is a transcript of the gene slc47a1, whose product is annotated as solute carrier family 47 member 1. The transcript has 18 exons. The coding region runs from base 474 to 2369 and encodes 631 amino acids. NCBI's taxonomy places the organism in Eukaryota, Metazoa, Chordata, Actinopteri, Osteoglossiformes, Osteoglossidae. Gene Ontology annotation, molecular function: antiporter activity; xenobiotic transmembrane transporter activity. Gene Ontology annotation, cellular component: membrane. The record is from RefSeq and is a predicted model, not a curated record. Gene Ontology annotation, biological process: xenobiotic detoxification by transmembrane export across the plasma membrane.
GUGUGUGGAAUUGGACUGGCUUCAUGGGAUAAAGGUCACAUGUGUCUGAGGUCAGAGGUUUUGUUUAUCAAUUUGAGCUUUUCCAGGGCUUUUCAGAAUCCUACCUUUAUUCCUUCGUCAAAUAACUACCUGAGUCUAUAGCGUUGUGUUCAUCGACGGCAAAGAGUCUGGGCAAGACCGGAUUUCCAUGAGCCACCAAAGCGACCAUGAGGGACAAACCACCUUGAAGUCUCAUGUCACUCUGCCAGCUAAGUGUACCUAGAGCAAAAGUAACUCAGCAGAGUAACACAGCUUCCAAGCGACUGUGGAUGUGCAUCUGUCUUUGCCUCCAUGGACUUUUGAAGAAGCUUGUUCUCAAGGGUGGAAGGCAUUUCUUUCUCUCUAUCUCUCUCCCUCUCCCUCUAUAGCCCCCUCUUUCUCUCAACUUGCCUCACACUCCCUUCACUCCCAGUAGCAUUUUUCUCAAGGAGGACAUGCAGAGAAUGGAAAAGAACAGGACCCCGGACAUGCUCGGACCCCCGUGCAGUGGUGGGCAGGUUGCCGCGGUGACGGGUCCCGAUCAUGGUCUCCUCCGCUGGCGCUGUGUGCAUCGAUGGAUCCCUGCAGCUUACAGAGAGGAACUACAGCAGCUGCUGCGCCUGACUGGGCCCCUGCUGGCAUCUCGGAUCCUGAACUUCCUACUUCCCUUUAUCAAUGCCAUAUUCUGUGGGCACCUGGGAAAUUCAGAGCUGGCUGGCUACGCCUUGGCUUCAGCGACCAUAAAUGUCACCUCAACGGCUGUAGGAUAUGGACUUGCUUUGGCAUGUGACACUUUGGUGUCCCAGACCUUUGGGGGCAAGAACCUAAAGCGUGUUGGGGAGAUCCUGCAAAGGAGCAUCCUCAUUCUGCUGCUCUUCUGCCUGCCCUGCUGGGCUGUGCUUGUUAACACUCAGUCCAUACUGAUCGCUCUGCAGCAGGAGGCUGAGGUGGCCAGGAUUGCACAGCUGUAUGUGAAUGCCUUCCUACCAGCUGUUCCAGCAAUGUUUCUGCAUCAGUUACAAGUGGCUUAUCUUCAGAACCAGGGAAUCACUCUACCCCAGCUGUAUGUGGCAGCGCUGGCCAAUGUCAUCAACAUCUCCGCUAACUACAUCCUCCUCUUUUGGAUGGAAUUGGGAGUGAAGGGGUCGGCAAUAGCAAACAGCCUGUCCCAGAUCUACAGUGCCAUCCUUCUCCUUUUCUAUAUUCGCUGGAAGAAGCUGCAUGUGAAAACAUGGGGAGGGUGGUCUCUAGCGUCGCUACAGGAGUGGGGCUCCUACAUGCAGCUGGCCAUCCCGAGCACACUGAUGCUCUGCUUUGAGUGGUGGAUAUAUGAGAUUGGCGGCUUCCUGGCAGGCAUGCUGGGGGAGGUGGACUUGGCAGCCCAGCAUGUGCUCCUGGAGCUGGGGGCCAUAACCUACAUGUUCCCGCUGGGCAUUCACGCAGCUGCCUGCGUGCGCGUGGGGAAUGCGCUGGGAGCCGGGGACACGGCCAGCGCCCUCACCACCAGCAAGGUGUCUCUUGUGCUCUCAGGUGUACUAGCGGUGUUUCAGGGUAUCGUACUUGGCUCAACAAAGACUGUGGUUGGAUUCAUCUUCACCAGUGAUGUAAACAUUGUGAAGGAGGUCUCCCGCACGCUGAACGUGUACAUCUUCCUGCAGUUUUUCGAUGCGCUCGUGUGCGUCAGUUCCGGAAUUCUCCUAGGGGCUGGCAAGCAGAAGAUUGCUGCUGUUGCCAACCUCAUCUGUUACUACACCGUUGGGGUACCCACAGGCAUCUCCCUGAUGUUCGCUGCCAAGCUGAGGAUAUCUGGGCUGUGGCUGGGCCUUCUCAUAUGUGUUGUCAUACAGGCUUUCUUCUUCAUCACCCUCAUCUUCAAGAUGAACUGGAUUCGAGUGACCGAAGAGGCCCAAAAGCGUGCUGCGAAGGGCGGAAGAAUCACAUGCGUGGGCCCAAGGCCACCCAUUGGAGGAGAGCCUGUGAUUGACACACUGGUCCCAGAGAACUCGGAUGGUCCAAAGGAACCGGUCGAGACGGUGCUGCUGUCGACAGAAAAUGAGGACGGUAAGACCAGGGACUACCCCUUCAGUUGCAACAAGGAGCAACACAAAGAGCCCCAAGCAGAUCCAGAGGCCCCCAGGGACCCCAAGCCACCCCUUUCUAUUCCCCAGCUCUUACUGAGGAGAGGCAUGGCCCUGCUGGCAGCUAUCCUCACCCUGGCCGCGGGCAUCAUAGCCCACUUUACCUUCCCUCCACCUGAUCUAAGGAACACAGGAAACAAUUAUACCCUGGUCUGGGGAAAUUUCUCAACUUCCACCCUGACGCCACUCAUCAACACAACCCGGCCUGCAUGAGGUCACGGGUUCGAGAACUUGGGGUCAGAACUCCUGCCUUACCCCUUGGACCUCUUCAUAUUGGUAUCCUCUGUGGCCGAAAUGGGGACUGUCUAGCAGUUCAGAAUUCGGAGCCAAAGUCUGUUGUUGAUGCUAAUUUUCUUCAUAUCAUUUCAGUUUAGAGCACUAAAGUCAUCAUAAAAUAUGCAUCUUAUUCUUACAAUGUUUCGGGAUUUUGAAAAAUACUUAGUUUUAA